Molecule: messenger RNA, 4166 nt
Organism: Scaptodrosophila lebanonensis
Lineage: Eukaryota; Metazoa; Arthropoda; Insecta; Diptera; Drosophilidae
Product: daxx-like protein
Exons: 4
Coding region: 183-3833 (1216 amino acids)
Molecular function (GO): histone binding
Source: RefSeq, a predicted model, not a curated record
ACAACAAACACAAGCAAAAAAUUUCACAGUUGCUCAUAUAAUACUUAUACUGUCUUCAGUAGGCAUACAUACGCGCAGGCGACGUCACGAAGUUGCGUGCGCCAACUAAUGCGAGAGAAAGAAUUUGUGGCGACAAUCUAACUAAAAUUAAGUUUAAUUAGUAGUGGCAGCUGCGAAAAAUAAUGACCUCGAUUAUUUGUGUGGAUUCCAGCUCCGACGAUGAGACGCCGCCCGAUCGUAAGCGACCCAGGCUGGAAAGUGGCGUCACUACUGUCCAAAGUUUUAAGGGAAUAACCGUCAAGCCGGUCUGCAUACCAAAGAAUGUUAUUACAAAAACGCGAACGCCAACGCCGCCUGUAACAAUGACGAUGACGAUGUCACCAACACCGACUGCCGCGUCAAUUAAAUCUAUGAACAUACCCCCUGGCAUAACAGUUACCAAACACAAUCCCAACAUACCGAUGGCCUCAACCAUCGUCAGCAAUGGCAACAAACAAAUUAAAGUGGCCGCUGCCCAAAAGGUUGCAGCCAGAUUAGUAAGCAGGAAGGUACAAAAGUCAAUGCCAGCCACUGUUCCCAACAAUGCCAUCAAAGUUGUGCACGGGGCCAUGUCCACGGCCACUUCCACGCACAGCAACAGGUCUACGAUGCCUAUGCAAAAACUGGCGAUCCAACCAACGCAACAAAUACACCUGAAACAGCCCAUACAGCAAAAGCAGCCUAUUCAACAGAAGCAGAUCAUUCAACAGAAGCAGCCCAAUCAACAGAAGCAGCCCAUUCAGCAGCAGCAGCAGCACUCAAGGGAGCAGAUGGCAGCGCCAUCAUCAACUCUACAGACGAUAGCAACAUGGACAAUGACUAAAAAGGCAUCCACGUCCAACACACUAUCAACAGCCUUAGCCGCCAGUUCAGCAAGUAGAGCAGUGCCCUCCCCUACAAUCACAAGCACACCAACGCCCAUACCAAAGCCCAAUCCUAGGUCACCUCUACCUAUGCAGAAGCAGCCCAUCCAACAGAAGACUGUUCAGCUAAAUGCAGUCCAGCAUAAGGCGAUGCAGCAGAAGUGUGUCCAACAGAGAACUAUGCAGCUUACCAAACAAGUCCAGCAAAAUACAUUGCAGCAGAAGCUUGUCCAGCAAAAGCAAAAGUUGACGCAAAACCAGUUGCCACCUUCUCAGCCAAAGCAAUCGACGCAACAGCGGCAGCCGCCGCCUCAACAAAGGCCUCCCCCAAUUCCACAGAGUCAGUCACUGCAGCAACGGCAGUCUGCGCCGCAGAGGCAGAUGAAUUCUGCAAUGCCACACAAUUUGACAUCAACACAAAAGUUAACUGUGCCGGAAUCUCCGUUCAGUCUGAGUGGAAGCGUCAAUGCACUAACGCCAGAUAAGUGGCCAAGUGGAUGGGCCGGCAUGCGCAAUAAUGCGUUUGGUAUCAAACCAUUACCAGAAUACGCGCCUAACAUGAAUGCAGCCGCACGCACAAUACCCUUUCCCAUGGCCACGGCACUUAAUUCGUCGCUGCAUUCCAUGGCAGCCAGCGAUGCACCUCCAUUGCGUCUGCUGGCAACGCCACCGCAUUGUGCGGCUGCCCUCAAUGAGCCUCUGUUGCUGAAUUUGCCAGCGACGACCAGCAUUACGCCACAGCUGACGCCCACAACCACACCACCUCCGACGGCGGUGCAGCAAUUGAAGAUGCAGACCCCGCUGCCAGGUGCUAGUAUAUCGCCGGUUCCCAAACCAGCAGAUACGACACGCAAGCGCGUCAAACCCAUAACAGUGCUGAAAAAAUCGGACGAGGCGUGGCGCAAGCAUCUUUUAAGUCAACAACAACAACAACAGCAGCAGAAGCAGCCGCCACCACAGCAACAGGCGCAGCUUCAACCACAGUUGGAGGCACAGCAAAAUGCAAAAGGUGUUUGCAAAUAUGAUGAGCAACAAUCGAGUCCGCCCACCAUAGUAUUGGUUGAAUCGCCACCCACAACGCCGCCCACAGAUAAACUGGAGCGAGAUGAAACAUUCACGCCCGCGCCAAAGGAGCUCAAGCAAGUGACGCCAUUGCCGCGCGGAUCGAAUGAUACUCCAACGCCACCAGCAACAACGGCAGCGUCAGUGCCCGCACCAGUAGUUCCCGAAUAUUUGGAACUCUUAAAGGUUAGCCGCGAGGUGGACAGCUCCAAAGAUAUGGAGCGUCUGAUCGACAUCAAACUGCUCAAAUAUUAUAACAGUGUACAUGAGAAUUUCGUGCGUUCCCGUGGCUUCCGCAAGCUAGUGCAGCAGGCCAUAGAACGCAUACAAGCUGAGCCCGAAUUGGUUUAUCUACAUCUGAAGGGUGUGGUCGACGAGCUGAAGGUGCGGCGCAAAGCCAAAGCAGUGGUGAUAAAAGAGGAAGAGUUACCAACGCCCGCUCCGGCACCUCCUACAGAGGAGCAACAGCCAAGGCCACAAUUGAAAGUAGAAAACAGAACAUCUGUGGACAACAGCACAACAAUUAGAGCAACAGAAGGCGCUACUUCAGUGAACAAACCAGCCACAGCAACCACACCACAGAAAUCGCCGCCCGAGGUGGUCAGCACGGGCAACAAGCGGACGGACGAACGUAUACGAAAACUGAAUCGCACACUCUAUACAAUAACAAAGCGCAUUGCCGCAUUAGAGGAGUCUGAGGUUGAUUGGAACGAUGAUGAUGAUUCCAGUUAUCUUCAGGUGGAGCGCUUCAAGAGACGUGCUUGUCAAAUUUAUGAAAAAAUCUGUGAUCUAACCGGCGAGAGCAAGACUGCGUAUCGCCAAAUGAAGCUGCCCGUAGUAUUCAAGGACUCGCCCUAUCCACAGUUCAAUAGGAUGCUGUCUGCCUUUGUUAAUCGCAUGCACGAGUUUCCUGACUAUAAUGAUGUCCUGCAACUCCUGGAGCACUGCAAUCGAGAGAAAAACCUGGGAUUGGCUACAUUUGAAAUGAAACGUGUUGCGCAAGACGCUUUUGUUAAAGUGGGUAAAUUACUGCAGGAGCGACGGAAGACUGAACUCUACGAAACCGUAACACAUUUCACGGGCAAUGCCAAGGAUCCGGCGGCCACGGAUCCAGAGCUAUUGGCCAAGUUGAAUGAUAAUACCAAGAAGCAUACAAAGAUUAGUGAUAUACUUGAAAAGUAUGCUCACGAGCAGGAUCUCACCGCGGAGGAGCAGCGUGAAGCGCGUCUUAAGGAAAAACAGCAGGCGCAGUCGACGAUAAGUGACGUCACUAAAAACAUCAUCGAUGACGACACACCCUGUACGAGCGCCCAGGCUCUGGCCAUGAUGAAUGGCAAUGGAAAGGGCCGGGAAAGUGCUGAAGGCGCUGCGAAUCACGUCGAUAAUAUUAACAGCGUUGUGGUUGACGAUACAGAGUCAGAAGAGGAGGAGGAUGAUGAGGAGGAGGAUGAAGAGGACGUGGAUGAAUUCGUGGAUAGUUUUAAGGGGAAUGGCGAAAUAAGUGAUGCUGAUUCAGAAACAGCAGUUGGCUCAACACCAAAGAUAACAGCAAAACAAUUAGAAACCACAGUUGUGCCGGAUGUGAUAAAUACUGUAGAAACGAGAUUAAAGACUGCAGAGUCAAAAAUUUCAAAUAUUGGCAGCGGUCUGCUGCCGAAUGGCAAACUGAAGCCAAUGCCGGAUAUUGUUCCUGCGCCCGCAUCAACCAAUACAAUGUUGAAAAUAAUGUCCGUUUCUAGUCUGAAUGCCACAGUGUCCAGCAAUGAUAGUAGCUCAUUGCAGCAGUACCAUCAACGACCGGCAAAAACAGCAGCAACAAAAAAGCCAGCAAUUGCAGCCGAGAUUAUCAUAUCCGACGAAGAGUCGUAGCUUUACGAUAUGCUCUUAGCCAGGCACACACACACACAAGCAAAGGAAACAUCAAUAGAUUAGUAAAGUUUUUGUAUAUUUAUUUAACUAUUGUUUAUACACAUUAAGGUAUGGUCGGACUGCCAAAUAAUUUGCAUAAACAUUUUUCACUUUUCAUAAGAAUGUCAUGAAUGUAGUGUUUUUUCAGUGUAAACCAAAAGCAAUUUUAAACUAAAACGGUAAAUCCCCAGGAAAAAUGAGGAGAAACCAAGAAUACAUUUUUUUUCCAAAUUUAUAGUGACCAUUUACACUGGAAAAGGAAUAUUAUGUCCAAAUUUCAGCUUUCUAGCUCUU